AAUGAUGAAUAAAUAAAAAGAAAAAAUAAAUUAAAGAAAGAAAAAAAUUAUUAGUUGAAUUAAGUUAUCGAGUGGGACGUCCAGAGGAGGUGGCGCCAAAACACGAAGACGUCACAGAGAGAGUAACUGGCCUUUGAUGUCACGUGAGCAUCUAAACAGCAUCCAAACUAGCAGGUGGGAAUCGGUCAGAUGCUGCAUUCGCGCGCACGCGACUCAUCGGAAGGCACACGACUCAUCUGGAGACAUUUUUCUACCAUGGAACACCUCACGUCUGAACUUACUGCAUUCGUUGAAUGGCUGGCAGAAUACCCUGCGGAGCUUACUGCUGGAUCAUUAGAAGGCCGAGGCUCUGCAAUAGGGAAGACCACUUCUAAUGACAAGGACUUGGAAAGAGACAACACUGAGAGUACCACCAGUAACUGGCUGCAGCUGUUGCGCAAAACGGACGGCAAACGCCAAGUGGUCAUCGCCUCUCUGGCUUUCCACAAGACCUGGGUACAGGUAUGUCAUCUGCUGGAAAGCCUGGAGGAGGAGUACAAGAGCAUGGAGGACUGGUGCUGUGCAACAGGCAAACCUGACUCUUGCGGUCAUAUGGAUCUUGUAACUUCCUUGAUCAGUAAACACCUGAAACAGAAGGAAUUCUUCCUCAAGGCCUGUACUUUAAUCAAGGGCAUUGCAGAUAUCUUCUACCAGUACGUAGAGAGGAACGGCGCAACAAUGGGAAGGCUGGGUCACGACCAAGAAGAACAUGUUACAGGCAUCUUGAAUGAUUUGACUGAGAGAGAGAAUCGUGUCCUAUGUUUAUGGAAUGUAAGAAAGCAGCAACUGGACCAGUGUCUGCAGUAUUUGGCAUUUGAACGCCGUGCCAUACAGGCCCAGGAAAGAAUUCAGGAUAUGGGUGAGGUUUACCUGUCCACACACUACUCCGCCGGCUCAAGCAUCCGCUUCAGGCAGGAGCUGCUGAAAGAGAAGGAAAACCUUAACAUCAUCAGCAAGCAAAUGAAAGAGUGCGUUAAGCUGCUCAUCCAACUGGCGGACGGAUACUGUGCCAAAGGUCACAGCCAUGCCGACAAGAUGAAAAAAUGUGCUUUGGCAGUUGACCGGUGCGACCGGGAUUUGAAGAAGCGAAUGGAAAAGCACCAUUGCAGCUUGGAGAAAUUGACUGGCGCUAAGUACUCGGCUGCCCAUUACCCAAGGGAGAAGAAGCAUGAAGAUAAAGAGAUUUACGGAGAAUGCAUGAUGCCAAGAUCGUGUCGCACACUCAAGCGCGGUCUCAAACUGGAGUUUCAAGGAACAGGUCCCAGUUGGCAAAAGUGGCUCAACAAAAGCGUGUGGUGGCCAAACCAUAAUUAACAAGUGCAAGAAUGGUCGUAAAAUGAGGGCACAGAGAGAACAAUGAAAAACACUUGGACCACAACGCCAUGGUUUGGUGAAGAGAUCCCCUCUCGGGAACCAACUGUAAAAUGUAAAAAAAACCCAACUGUAUAGCUGUAUGGUACAUGUCCAAAA
This is a messenger RNA of Corythoichthys intestinalis (scribbled pipefish), 1509 nucleotides long. RefSeq names its product triple functional domain protein-like. The record is from RefSeq and is a predicted model, not a curated record. The transcript has 10 exons. NCBI's taxonomy places the organism in Eukaryota, Metazoa, Chordata, Actinopteri, Syngnathiformes, Syngnathidae. Gene Ontology annotation, cellular component: cytoplasm; extrinsic component of membrane; plasma membrane. Gene Ontology annotation, biological process: axon guidance. Gene Ontology annotation, molecular function: guanyl-nucleotide exchange factor activity. Bases 190 to 1353 code for a protein of 387 amino acids.